ACCUACAGUUGGGUUAAAAGACAAAAGCGAGAGAAAUGGGCAGUCCUAAUAGCGUUAGUUUGGUAACACAGUUACUACUUAGUUGUGGACUUUUGGUUUUGGCCACGUCUACACCAACAAAUCCAGCAACUACGGAUGUUUUAAAUAAGGUUCAUGUUGAGGACUUGGAACCAGUGGACGAUGUACCCACCUCCCGCAUUGUUGGCGGCCAAUACGCAGCCGACGGUCAAUUUCCCCACCAAAUAUCAUUAUAUAUAAAUGGCGAUUUUAUUUGCGGUGGUUCUAUCAUUAGUGCCAGUUACGUGGUGACGGCGGCGCAUUGUGUAACCAGUAAGCCUGGCAUCAAUUAUCCGGCUUCUUUCUUCACGGUGCGCGCUGGUUCUUCGCAACUCUACACAGGCGGAGUAUACGUGAGCGUCGCCCAGACCAUAGUUCAUCCUCAAUAUCGUAAUUACAUAUACGACAUUGCGCUCCUUCGUCUAAGUACGAAACUCUCCUUCAAUAGUCGCAUUAAGGCAAUAUCGUUGGCUACUGUUGAGCCGCCCAAUAAUUCAGCUAUUACCAUCUCCGGUUUUGGCCGUGUGCGUACUAGUGGCGAAUUGCCGUCACGUCUUAAAUACAAUACUUUGCGUAGCCUCACCUAUGCCAACUGUAGACGUUUCAUUAGCGAUGUCGACCCGACGACACUCUGCUUGUCGCACACUAUAGGCAAUGGUGCCUGCUAUGGUGACUCUGGUGGUCCAGCGGUCUACAAUGGUAAGUUGGUUGGUGUGAGCAACUAUAUUGUUAAUGGUUGUGGCUCCAGUUAUCCCGAUGGUUAUGCGAAGAUUCCAUCAUUCCGCAAUUGGGUGCGCCAAAACUCUGAUUUGCCAUGAGUUCAGGAGUUAACGAAAUCUAAAGAAUUGACUAACCGUUGUGACAUACAUAUACAAAGCAAAAUAAUAAUAAAAUAUUAAUUACAGAUGA
Messenger RNA from Bactrocera tryoni, 966 nucleotides. Its product is annotated as serine protease SP24D-like. The transcript has 2 exons. Gene Ontology annotation, biological process: proteolysis. The coding region runs from base 36 to 875 and encodes 279 amino acids. Gene Ontology annotation, molecular function: serine-type endopeptidase activity. Lineage: Eukaryota; Metazoa; Arthropoda; Insecta; Diptera; Tephritidae. The record is from RefSeq and is a predicted model, not a curated record.